GGGCGCUACGAUGCAGUUGAACUGUGGCUACCUUGUCUGCAGCGUACGGUGAACUUUCCGUUUCUAGAAAUCGUAAUACAAAGUGUUUCAAUUAGAACAAUGAAACAACAAACGGUGUGUAUUUUGUUGGCUCUAGUGGUGAUGUCUGCCGCAUACAGCGAAGCGUUGGUGUUUGUUUAUGCCAAAACAUGCUCUUCCUGCAAGGCAUACGGGGCAAGGUACUGCGGAUAUGGCACUCUACACUCCAAGGGCUACGUUUCCUGUGACGGCGCGACGGCAAUAGCAAACUGUAGCGACUGUCAAAGGCGGUUUGGGCGGUGCCGUCAAGGUGCUAUAACCGAAUGCUUCUUCGGAUGAGAUUGAGUUGAAAGAGAAAGGCAAAUGGUGUGCGCCCCGGAAGCAAUUAUCUACAGAGAUAGAGGAUUUGCGCUAUGAUUGAUGUUUGCGAGAAUAUCUGUCACUGAUUGAUCUUGACGGAGAAUAAAUCGAAUUGGCUUCUAGACAAA
Armigeres subalbatus is the source of this 506-nucleotide messenger RNA. RefSeq lists its product as uncharacterized. The coding region runs from base 100 to 357 and encodes 85 amino acids. The record is from RefSeq and is a predicted model, not a curated record. NCBI's taxonomy places the organism in Eukaryota, Metazoa, Arthropoda, Insecta, Diptera, Culicidae. The transcript has 3 exons.